AUGCAGGCAUUCAGCAAGAAGAACCCUGCACCAUAUCCCCCUGGGCCUCCGGGGUGGCCUCUCAUUGGGAACAUCGCAGACAUGCCUCACAACAAGGCCUGGCUCACCUUUGCGAAGUGGGGCAAAAAAUAUGGCGACAUCUUGCACGUCGAAGUUCUGGGUCGGCACAUCAUUGUACUGAAUUCUGUGAAGGCAGCGAUUGAAUUGCUAGACACAAAAAGCUCUAUCUACUCUGACCGUCCGGUUCUUACAAUGGGUGGUAAACUUGUUGGCUGGAAGUACGCUCUGGGUUUUCUCUCUUAUGGUGACCGCUUUCGUUAUUACCGCAAAACAAUCCACCGCAUCAUUGGCAGUCGCGCAGCUAUGAGUGUCUACGAACCGAUCGAGGAAAUAGAGACCCGCCGAUUCCUGAAGCGCGUGUUUGCAAAACCUGAGCAACUGCAAGCACAUAUUCGACACACCGCUGGCGCUAUCAUUCUGCAAAUCUCUUAUGGAUAUGAAGUGAAUGAUAACAAUGAUCCUUUCAUCGACCUUGCAGACCGCGCAAUGAACCAAUUAUCGCGGAUCGGCGAUACUGGUGCCUUCAUGGUUGACAUCAUGCCAUGGUUGGCCAAUGUUCCCGAGUGGUUUCCUGGUGCUGGAUUCAAGCGCCUGGCCCGUGAAUGGCGGCAGACCCUCAAAGAAACUGUUGAUGCACCAUACAUAUUCGUCAAGGAUCAGAUAGCUGCCGGGAUUGCCCCGGUGUCUUUCACCUCAAAUCUGUUGAAAGGUCGUACUUUGUCUGCGGAGGAGGAUCACAUGGUAAAAUGGUCUGCUGUAUCUCUAUACACUGGUGGCGCCGACACGACAGUUUCCACAGUCUAUUAA
Messenger RNA from Suillus bovinus, 867 nucleotides. RefSeq names its product cytochrome P450. Lineage: Eukaryota; Fungi; Basidiomycota; Agaricomycetes; Boletales; Suillaceae. The transcript is spliced from 6 exons. The record is from RefSeq and is a predicted model, not a curated record. Bases 1 to 867 code for a protein of 288 amino acids. Gene Ontology annotation, molecular function: monooxygenase activity; oxidoreductase activity, acting on paired donors, with incorporation or reduction of molecular oxygen; iron ion binding.